Molecule: messenger RNA, 2208 nt
Organism: Fusarium subglutinans
Lineage: Eukaryota; Fungi; Ascomycota; Sordariomycetes; Hypocreales; Nectriaceae
Exons: 5
Coding region: 1-2208 (735 amino acids)
Source: RefSeq, a predicted model, not a curated record
AUGUUCCAGCCAGGUGGAGCUCUCGACCGCUUCAAAGUCAUCAGCAAAGCAACCCUCCCAGAGACAUCUUGCGAACCUCAGCAGACUAUGCAAGAUGAAGAGAAAUUGGAAUAUGAACCUGGAUUACGAAGGGGCGACAAGGGCAAGAACAUUGCCAAAGACGAAUAUAAGACUAUUCGCAUAUCCCCAUGCAUCACCGGUGAUAGCUACCUGUGUCGUCAAGUACAAGCACGCCAGGUGUAUGGAAAAGGAGAGGUGCGAUUUCAAACAGCCACGGCAGGACCGCUGAUAAGUCUCGAUGGCCGCACCUAUCAGCUCACUGUGGCGCACGUUGUCAACUUCCAGGAGAAAGCUACACAUGAUGCCACUGAAAGCACAACGGAUGACUGGGACGACUGGGAUGACGAAAGCGAUGAUGAUACCGACAGAGGUUGUUCCGUAGACGAAGAUGUUGCAUCUUGGGACAUCUCAGCGGACGACGACGGUACACCAGCGUCCGAUAUCUCCGACGAUGAAGUUCCCGGAUCUUUAUCAAGCAAUUCAACUCUAGAGGUUGCUACUCAACAAAACGAAAGCGACACAACCAUAGCAGAAGCAAAUUCCAAUGAUAAAGAACCCAUAGACGAGCCAUUUCACCCGCCUUCUUCGCCACAUCUCCGUCUCUCAGAACGUCCAGUCCUUGAAGAGUUCCUCAUUGAUCAUGCCUCCUCGUAUUUGGGCUUUGCACCCGGAUCAGAGAAUUGCCAAAUUUCCACGGAAAUGGACUAUCUUCUCAUUCCCAUACGCGCAGAUCUCCGGGCAGGGGUCUUUACGUCCAAGAGUGCAGAGUUGGUACAGAAAUCUGAAGCCUUCGACUUACAAAGCGAAACAGAGCCUCGACAGGUUAUCAUUGCGACAGCAUCACUCGGAUAUAUGGGGGGCAUGAUAUUCCCAGCAUCGUCACUCUUGCGACCUCCGGGCUCAAAAGAUUUCCAAGCAUUAUAUUGCAUCAAGUCUGACAAUGCUAUGCCGAAGGGAACUUCUGGCUCGGCUGUUUUCGAUAAGCGGACCGGAUUACUUGCUGGAUAUGUUGUGCUUGGAUGCCCCGAAAUUGAUAUCUGGUACAUGGUUCCCAUUCUGGAUGUGUUGAAUGAUCUCCAAGCCAGAUUCCGUCAGAAGUGGAAAUGCCAGAUACGGCUCGAUGUGGAUGCAGCUAUGAGGUCAAGCGAUCAAGUAUCCACCCUCGACACAAAUUGGGACAGCCUGUGCCGGAUAUUUGAGACAAGCUCGGGCAUUAUUCCCCCACUCAGGGCCCAGGAAGGUCAACUCCAGAUUGCAUCGAAAGGCAUCAAACCCGGCAAAUGGGGUAUGAUUUAUGAUUCAAUGACAAACGUCUUCAAAUACUUCUCAAGAGAAGGGUCAUCAUCUACUAACGACAGUCCUGAAGUCUUGCUCCGUCCUGACGAAUGCCGAAGUCUGUUUGGCCAAAAUCCCAAUCCACUGGAGGGCGAUAGACAGCUCUUUUCUAGGUUCAACACACUCGAGUGCGGGCUCUUAGAAGCUAUGGUCUCCACGUUAUCAUGUCCAAAAGCCGCCCUUGGGGAACAUAAGAUAACGAAAACUUCACGACGCCAUGGCACUUCUUUCGACGCAACCACGGAAUCCUGCAACGAGGAUGAAACGAUGCAGCCUAAAAUACGGGUUGAGCACUUAUUUAGUAUAAAGAAAGCGCUCGACGGACGUAAGUUCGUGGAUUGGCUCAAAGAGAAGAGGUCGCCCAAUAGUCACGAUACUACAACUUACACACCGCGGUGCAUCUACGUCUGGAACAUUGACCCUAGCAGAGUCAGAGAGAGAGAUAAAGCUACAGAUGAUCUUCCAGUGAGAAGAUUCCAGGAACUCUUCUCCAACCUCGUUGCCAAAGAACCAAGCCCUAUGAUAAGUUUGACCCAGGACACCUGGUUUGGAAGCACUUUCCAAAUAGUGUUCAGUCUGCCGUUUUUAGUUAUUGCAAGUCAUGAUGCUUUCGGCAAGACAUCCGUCACUGGAAGGGCUGCUCUUCGAUCCAGCGUCAGCCUUUCCUUUCUCUACCAGCAACAAAUGAUUUGCGAAAGCCGAAGUGAAAAAGAAGCUCCCCAGCCACAAAAAACCUACCUAUACCAUAUAACAUGGUCUACAAUCGUGACUGGCACAAAUGAACGAUACUGGACAGCGGCUUGCCUGAUUUAA